Scophthalmus maximus (turbot) is the source of this 2707-nucleotide messenger RNA. RefSeq names its product extracellular calcium-sensing receptor-like. Gene Ontology annotation, biological process: G protein-coupled receptor signaling pathway. The coding region runs from base 6 to 2552 and encodes 848 amino acids. Gene Ontology annotation, molecular function: G protein-coupled receptor activity. The record is from RefSeq and is a predicted model, not a curated record. NCBI's taxonomy places the organism in Eukaryota, Metazoa, Chordata, Actinopteri, Pleuronectiformes, Scophthalmidae. Gene Ontology annotation, cellular component: membrane. The transcript has 6 exons.
UCAUAAUGGGUUGGAUCUCUAUUAUCUUAUUCACUGUGCUGGCAGGGAUUAAGUCAGAAAACCAAACAUGCAGAGUGAUUGGGCAGACGGGGUUCAGGGAAUUUUCUAAAGACGGUGAUCUCAUCAUAGGAGGAGUUUUCUCAAUGAGCAGUACACGCAAAUUGAUAGACAAUGGCUACCAGUCAUUUCCAUAUACAUACUGCCAAAAGCUGAAUGACAGGGAACUGAAGUUUGCAAGGACAGUGAUGUUUACGGUGGAGGAGAUCAACAGAGAUACUAAACUUCUUCCUGGAUUGAGUCUUGGCUACAGACUGUACAAUGGCUGUGGGAGCGAAAACCUGAUUCGAGCAGCUGUAGAAGCUGUAAAUGGUGAGGAUCCAAAGGGCUGCAGUGGUCGGGUACAGGCUCUCUUGGGCCAUUCAUCCUCUGGAGUGAGUGGAGACAUUAACAACAUACUAAGCCCACUAUCCAUUCCACAGGUGAGUUACCUCUCUACUUGUGCUUGUUUGAGUGACAAAAGGCGAUUUCCCACAUUCUUCAGGACCGUGCCAAGUGACCGCUUCCAAGUCAUCGGUCUGGUGCAGCUUAUGAAAUACUUUGACUGGCGCUGGGUGGGGAUUAUUCACUCUGUCUCCUCGUACUCAGACAAGGGUACAAGUGAAUUUGUUAAGGAAGCAGAGAAAGAGGGCAUAUGUGUUGAAUACAGACUGCCUUACUCAAGGAGAUCUGAAAAAGAGUUCAAUGUUAUUGUGGAGACGCUGAGUGGGUCCUCGUCAAAGGUGGUCCUGCUGUUUGUGUCCUUGUCUAACACCAGAUCAUUCUUGACGAAAAUAGAGAAGUAUAACAUUACUGGAAAGCAGUGGGUUGGCAGUGAGUCUUGGAUCACCCAAGCAGACCUGGCUUCUGAUGAGAGGAAGAACAUUUUACAGGGGGCUGUGGGAUUUGCCCUCCCUCGGGCAUCCAUACCAGGGCUUGGUGAAUUCUUACUCAGCUUGAAACCUUCCGAUGAACCUCUGAGUGCUAUGAUUAAAGUUUUCUGGGAGUCGUUCUUUGACUGCAGCUUCCCUCCCUCAAAUACCUCUACUAUGUGCACUGGCACAGAAGAUCUCCGCACAGUCUCCAGUGACUACACAGACGUGACAUAUUUCAGGGCUGAGAAUAAUGUGUACAAAGCUGUUUACUUGGUGGCAUAUGCCCUUCAUGCACUAUUGCAAUGUCACAACGGCUCAAAUCCCACCACUGGAAAGUCCUGUGUGACAAAGAAUGAUGUUCAGCCUAAACUAGUGUUGGAGCACAUAAGGUAUGUGAACUUCACAACAAAGAAUGGCGCCAAGGUUUUCUUUGAUGAAAAUGGUGACUCGAUUGCCCAGUAUGACUUAGUAAACUGGCAAAUGAAAGAAGAUGGCACAGUUGAGAUCGUAAAUAUCGGUCAAUAUGACACCUCUCUUCCAGAGGGGGAAAAGUUCAAACUUAAAGACAACGCCAGAAAAGUCUGGGGAGGAAACAGUAAUGAGGUGCCGAGGUCUGUUUGCAGAGAGCCGUGCCCACCAGGGACUCGAAAGGCAAUUAACAAGCGUAAACCUGUGUGCUGCUUCGACUGCUUUGAGUGCCCCGAGGGAACAAUUAGUAAUAAGACAAAUUCACCAGACUGUUUGAUCUGUCCACCUGAAUUUUGGCCAAAUGAAAAGAAAGACCAAUGCCUUCCAAAACCUACUGAAUACCUUUCUUAUGGAGAGAUCAUGGGGGCCCUUUUAACUGGAUUUGGCUGUGUUGGUAUAUUUUUAUCUCUUCUGACGUCAAUCAUUUUUCUGACUCAUAAAGAGACUCCUAUUGUAAAAGCCAACAACUCCGAGCUGAGCUUCCUGCUGCUCUUCUCAUUAAAGCUGUGUUUCCUGUGCUCCCUGACCUUCAUCGGCCGACCGUCUGACUGGUCCUGCAUGCUGCGACACACUGCGUUUGGAAUCACCUUUGUCCUCUGUAUCUCUUGUGUCCUUGGGAAAACUAUAGUUGUUUUAAUGGCUUUCAGGGCAACUAUUCCAGGCAGUUCAGUCAUCAAAUGGUUUGGUCCUACACAGCAGAGACUCAGUGUUAUAACUUUCACCUUCAUCCAGGUUGUAAUUUGUAUACUGUGGCUCACAACCAACCCUCCAUUCCCAAAGAUGAACAUGAAGUACUACAAAGAAAAGAUAAUCUUGGAGUGUGCCCUGGGUUCUGCUGUUGGGUUCUGGGCCGUGCUGGGUUACAUUGGACUGCUUGCUCUGUUGUGUUUUAUACUUGCUUUUCUUGCUAGGAAGCUGCCAGGCAGCUUCAAUGAAGCCAAACUGAUCACCUUCAGCAUGCUGAUAUUCUGUGCCGUCUGGAUCACAUUUAUCCCAGCAUAUGUCAGCUCCCCUGGGAAGUUCACUGUAGCUGUGGAGAUAUUUGCUAUUCUGGCCUCCAGUUUUGGUUUGCUGGCAUGCAUUUUUGUUCCAAAAUGCUACAUUAUCAUCUUCAGGCCAGAACAAAACACGAAAAAACAUUUGAUGGGGAAAAUACCACCACAAACUCUUUAAUCUAUGGUUUCAAAGUGCUUUCUACAAUAAAUGAUGUCCUGAGUGUAAUAAACCAGCUUCAUUGCACAGUCUGAUAUUGUAGAUGCACAAGCUACUAAUCUAAUUCAUGACCUGCUGACUUGUUGUGAUGUGCUGAAUAAAGUGAAUCUAGCGAA